AGAAAAACUGAACAGAUGGAGACAGGAGGUGAUGGAGAGGACUGUGGAGGACCAGAACCAGACCGCAACUCGGGUCCAGCCAGUCCUCCAGAUACUGAUAAGAAAACUGGAGACUCUUCUGAGACUGAGGACAGUGGUGAUUGGAAUGAGACCAGAGAACCUCUGUCUGGUGAAGAGUUUGUCAGUGACUCUAGAUGUAGAACAAGUGAGAAACCUUUGAUCUGUUCUGAAUGUAAGAAAACAUUUGGUUGCAUUCAGAAGCUGAGGAAACACAUGAUGACCCACACAUCAGAGAAACCUUUCAGCUGCUUCGAAUGUGGUAAAUGUUUUGCUGAAAGCGGAAAGCUGAAGAUCCACAUGAGAUGUCACACAGGGGAGAAACCUUUCAGCUGCUUCGAAUGUGGUAAAUGUUUUGCUGAAAGCGGAAAGGUGAAGAUCCACAUGAGAUGUCACACAGGGGAGAAACCUUUCAGCUGCUCACAGUGUGGUAAAUGUUUCACCCUGAGGGGAAAUCUAAAAAUACACAUGAGAUGUCACACAGGGGAGAAACCUUUCAGCUGCUCAGAUUGUGGUAAAGGUUUCACUACAAAUGGAGAGCUAAAGACACACAUGCAACGUCACACAGGAGAGAAACCUUUCAGCUGCUCACAGUGUGGUAAAUGUUUCCCUAAAAGUUCAUAUCUAAAGAGUCACAUGAGAUGUCACACAGGGGAGAAACCUUUCAGCUGCUCACAGUGUGGUAAAUGUUUCACUGAAAGGGGAAAUCUAAAAAUACACAUGAGACGUCACACAGGGGAGAAACCUUUCAGUUGCUCAGAUUGUGGUAAAUGUUUCACUAAAAGUUUUAAUCUAAAGAGACACAUGAGAUUGCACAUGGGAGAAACCUUUUAGCUGCUCAGAGUGUGGUAAAUGUUUCACUAGAAGUAGAGAUGUGAAGAGACGCAUGAGAUGUCAUACGCUGUGUAAAUCUAAAAGUCCACAUGAAAACUCAAAUGAGAAUCCCCUUUAACGUCUUUCCCUAAUUUACAUUACCGUUUCCCACGUGAGUUUUGAAUAUCCGUCGCAAAGCAAUAAUGACACAUAUUUGAAGCUACUUUUCAUGUUCACAAUUACAACCAACUAUCUAAGAAUUCCUCACAGGGAUUAAUUGGGACGACACUCUUUUAUUGGGACGACACUCUUGUUUGGUUUUUCCUAUGCUCCCGAGGGUUUUGUGUCACAGGAUGUCACGUGUGAUAUACAAAAUGAAAUUAAAUUAAAUAUCUUCUGACAGAUGGUCAGAAGUUCAUAUUCCAAGAACAAAACGUUCUUGUCAGUAACAUACAAACUAUAAACUAUGUGUAGGAGCCGCAUUUAAGUUUUUGUAUUUUGAAUGAUUUAUAUAUAUUUCUUUCCUCUUUUGUGGAAUCGCAAGUGUGCGCCCUCUGUAGGUGGUGACGGCGCCACCCUUUAAAGGACCGAAGGACACGCAUGACGGGAGGUAGGCGGGCGCAAAUACCGUCAUUGACCUCAGGGCUGAGGCUGUGAGCGAGGCUGUCUCCGUUUUGGGCCCGUUCAGCUUGUCAUAGUGAUUUUGUUUUGUGACGACCUUUUUUUGUACAAUAAACCGGCAACAUUGAUGGUCAAACUCCCCUUUUCAUUUGAAUUAUUGGACAGAACUGCGAGUCUUGACAUUGCUUUCCUGCUUUCCUCAUGGUGGUAAAAUCAACAAGAACACAGGAAUAGGAUCUAAGGGUUUAAAGGAAAAAACUCAACUGUUUAUGCCACUACACUAUGCUAAGCUAUUAAUUCAUUGGAAAGGUGUAAUCUAAGGCGCUGAUUCUAAACCAUCGGUCCGCGAGCGCCACCUAGAAAUAUUUCUACUCUGGGCAGAGAAUUAUUAUAACCGUCUUUACGGAGACAAGUAACAGAGCUGAGCCACGCCCCUUCCAGGCGCACAUAAAGUGGGACAUGAAUGAAACAAAGUAACUAGUUGGGUGAGUAAACAGUGGCGAAAAUCCCCUUGGCAUUUUAAGUGUGAACGUAGCAUAACACUCUCCACCAGCAUUGAAGCCAUCAAAAUGAAAGCGGAUGGCGUCAUCUCACUGACUUGCAACUCUAAAUCUUACUUAAAAGCCAGCUGUCUUUUUCUGUUCCAUGAAGUGUUAGUGUUGUUUUUGCAGGUUUACAUACAGAUAAUAAAUGUCUUUGUGAUGAUCACUGUAUCAGGUUUUUGCUUUUUUUAUUUGAUUUAGUCAUUGAAUACAAAUCCAACCUAUAAUUAUAUCAAUUAGUUAAUAUAAAAUAGUGUUGAUAUUUGA
This is a messenger RNA of Pungitius pungitius (ninespine stickleback), 2300 nucleotides long. Its product is annotated as gastrula zinc finger protein XlCGF17.1-like. The record is from RefSeq and is a predicted model, not a curated record. Gene Ontology annotation, molecular function: RNA polymerase II transcription regulatory region sequence-specific DNA binding; DNA-binding transcription factor activity, RNA polymerase II-specific. Gene Ontology annotation, biological process: embryo development; regulation of transcription by RNA polymerase II; urogenital system development. NCBI's taxonomy places the organism in Eukaryota, Metazoa, Chordata, Actinopteri, Perciformes, Gasterosteidae. Gene Ontology annotation, cellular component: nucleus. The coding region runs from base 16 to 891 and encodes 291 amino acids. The transcript has a single exon.